AUUAAUGGGCAUCAUAAGUGCCGAGAAAACGAAGAAUUGAAACGUUGCGGAAGAAUUUGCGAACAAACUUGCUUCAAUUUUGUCCAUAAGAAGUUAGACUGUUCUCAUGAUGAAAAGCAGUGCAGCAAAAAAACUGAAGAUUGUAGUUGUAAACAAGGAUAUAUUAGAGACGAAAGCACUGGAGUCUGUGUAAGACCUAACCAAUGUUCUCGCUGUGAUUACGGAGAAGAUUAUUUACCUUGCGGUAAAUUGUGCGAGGUUUCUUGUGAGUCUCAAGUUGUGCCUAAAAUUUGUAAUCGUGCGAUUUGUGGUCAAUCAGAUUGCCGCUGCCAUUUUGAAGCCGGAUUCGUACGAGAUCACUCUACUGGAAGAUGUACGCUCCGAAAAAAUUGUGCUCGGAAAAAUUAA
Molecule: messenger RNA, 408 nt
Organism: Cotesia congregata
Lineage: Eukaryota; Metazoa; Arthropoda; Insecta; Hymenoptera; Braconidae
Source: the annotation of a GenBank genome assembly